GGUCACAUGACCAUUUCCCGCGAAAAUGUUCAUGUGAAGUAGUUCUAGACGAGUGCGGCUUGAAUAGAGUUGAAUUUAGUUUGAUUGGUCUUCUAUCCGGUUCAGAACAGCAACUGUUCAUUUGACAUUAUUAUGUCUCAGGCGCGGGUGACCGACUUUUUCGUUCAGAAAAAGAAAAGUGUUAGUGCGGUUGCGAAUGGAAAGGGAACUAAAACGCAAAUUGUGGGAAACGGGGUGGAGAUUGAUACGUGUAGGCACCGGACAAUAUCAACACGGUCGAAAAACAAGAACGCUACAUUUAAGACAAAUGUUACGAUACGUGCUUCAACAUCCACAGAUUAUGGAAAUAGCGUACAAGAGGAGUUUAUGAGGGUUAUUGACGAGGCGACUUCGGUCGAUAAGGUGGAGAACUUGCGCGACGGGGUGGAAAGGUUCGAAUCGGGAAAACAAACACUUCUCUCAAGCCCUCGAACUCCCAAGAGGACUUCUGGAGACGCGGAGUUCGAUCUUGGAUCCGCUUUGUUUUCAACUACUGCUGAACACAGUACUGCGAAGAAGCGUUUUCGGAUCGAGACAAAUAAAGAUGCAACGACUUCAGCUCCUCUUCAGAAAGGUCCUAUGGUAGUUAAAGGGGUAAAAAAGACGGCCAGGAAGAAGCUGAUCCUCUCCAAAGACCACGAAAGGGCAACCAACCCACUCGCUGAAGAUGUCACACAGGUGGCCAGUCCACUAGUUGGUUUUGAUAAAGAACCAAAGAAGCUGGUUAACCACAGUGCCACCAGUUCUCCAACAAACAAACCGUGUGUUUUGCCAAAAGCAGAUAAUAAGACUUUCUCCAAAGAGGAUGUCGCAGCGCUGAAGUCCCGCCUUCAGAAGAUUAAGACACAAAAACAAAAUGAGAGACUGCCCUUGGUAGCCCCAGCUUCACCUGCUACUUCCCCAGACCUGAAGGCCAAGCUAGCUCGUGUCAAGGAGCUCACUGCUAAAGCACAACAAAGGAAACAGGAAAGGUUGUCAGAGGAGGCCAGAUGUAGUGAGGAACAUCAACCACAAGCAGAAGAUGGAGAGAAACUCCCAGGAUACCAGCGGUACCAUACUCUUGCCCAGGAUGUUCCCCCUGGCCUCAGCCUCCCCUACAAGUACAAACUGCUGUCUGAGAUGUUCCGUAGCAUGGACACUAUCGUGGCAAUACUCUUCAACCGCUCUGAGACGGUUACCUUCACCAAAGUGAAGCAGGGUGUCCAGGACAUGAUGCGCAAGUGUUUUGAGGAGAUUCACGUGGGCCAAAUUAAGACCGUCUAUCCCACUGCUUACAAUUUCCGCCAGGAAAGGAACAUUCCUACUUUCAGUGCUGCGGUGAAGAAGUUUAGCCACCAGCUGACAGUGGAGCCGGUCAUUGAAGCCGAUCAGAGCAAGGCACGUCCAGUGUUGGCCGCUUCCCGCCUGCUAGAAAGGAGACGCAUCUUCCAUCAAAACCUAGUCAAGAUUGUGAAAGAGCAUCACAAGGUUUUCCUUGCCACGUUGAAUCCUCCUAUUGCAAUCCCAGAUGACAAGCUUACCCGCUGGCAUCCCCGCUUCAAUGUAGAUGAGGUGCCAAACAUCAUGUCUGCUGAGCUUCCCCAGCCACCAAAGGGAUCUGAGAAGUUAACCACUGCCCAGGAGGUUCUGGACAAAGCCCGAUCCAUGAUGACCCCUAAGAUGGAGAAAGCGCUGGCAAACAUGGCCCUAAAGACCGCUGAGACGGCCUGUUUAAAGGAGGUAGAUCCUGUUCCGCCAACUCCUGUAGCUCCUGCUGAAACUCCCACUGCCCUCAAAGGGGUGUCCCAGUCUCUGCUGGAGCGGAUCCGGGUAAAAGAGGCUCAGAAAAUCCAGGCUGCCAUGACACGGAACCCUCGGCAGGAGGAGCGCCUUGUGAUGAUGUCACGGCUGGGGGAGUUGGCUAGGAUCCUGCGCAAUGUCUUUGUGUCAGAGAAGAAACCUGCGCUCAUAAUGGAGGUGGCCUGUAACCGUAUGGUUUCUAGUUAUCGAUCUGCCCUCAGUACAGGUGAAAUGGAGAAGCACCUGCGCCUGCUGGCUGAACUGACACCUGAAUGGCUUACAAUUCACAAAAUUAGAAAGGACUUCUAUCUCAAGCUGAGCAAGACCAUGGACCUGAAUGUGGUAUUAGAGAAGCUGAAUCAGAAGAUGAAGGAGGAAGAAAGGCUUUGAAGUUAGAUUUUUUUAAUUGUGUAACUCUGAUUUCAAUAGGAAUGUUAGCCUGUGUGUAUAUAAUGCAAUUUUUGUAGCUUCAAGUUUGAUAUUGUGCAAUUCCUGACUGGUUGGUUUACAUUUUGAAGUCAGUAAAACUGCUUCUACCAGUU
Molecule: messenger RNA, 2360 nt
Organism: Esox lucius (northern pike)
Lineage: Eukaryota; Metazoa; Chordata; Actinopteri; Esociformes; Esocidae
Gene: cdt1
Product: chromatin licensing and DNA replication factor 1
Exons: 10
Coding region: 133-2208 (691 amino acids)
Biological process (GO): regulation of DNA-templated DNA replication initiation; DNA replication checkpoint signaling; DNA replication preinitiation complex assembly
Cellular component (GO): nucleus
Molecular function (GO): DNA binding; DNA polymerase binding
Source: RefSeq, a predicted model, not a curated record